UCUAUCCAAGAUGAAGUUCUCGCUCCUAACCCUCGGCGCCCUCGCCUUCUCUGCGCAGCAAGCAUCUCUGGUGCGAGGUGAAGGAGACAACACCUCCGGUCAGCAGGCCAAAGAUGGAGUUUGCAACCCGAAUAGCUCACUCAGCUUCAAUAUUACACGAGCUGGUGAAUCUGUCCUUUUCACCUGCAGUGAAACCGUCUCGAACCUGGACCCGGCGUUCAGCGACACCAUCCCAGAAAUGUAUGAGGGGAACAGUAAAGUUAGAAUUCUCGAAUUCCUCCCUGGCGCGACUCUCCAAAAAGUCGAAACGACCGGGGAAUCGCGCAGCAGUGGCAGUGGGAAGACUUUCAACUUCACAGUCCCCAUCUUGCCCUCUGACGAGCAUCAGCUCCAUGUCAACUGCACGAAGACAACUGCUAGUACUUUCCGCAACGGCGAUGAAAACAAAGACUGCAAAGUUACCUUCAACAUCGCUUCCUCGGCUGUCCGCGCCGGUCUGGCCAUGAGCGCCGUCGUCGGUGUCGUUGCAUCUCUCCUUCAGUUCGCUUAAGCGCCUCACGUAUCUCCAGUGCAUCUGCCUGUUGUUGUAGCGGGUCUCUACUAAUGAGACAGGGUUCGUACCCUGUUAUUUAUCUGCUGCUAUGCACCGUAAGUUCAGUGGUGGGCGGCCAGCCGCCACAUCACGUGAUGAGUCUCUCUGAACCUUGUUUUCUCUAUGGAAUCCAAAAACUUGUUCCCAC
This is a messenger RNA of Toxoplasma gondii ME49, 740 nucleotides long. It is a transcript of the gene SRS22I, whose product is annotated as SAG-related sequence SRS22I. NCBI's taxonomy places the organism in Eukaryota, Apicomplexa, Conoidasida, Eucoccidiorida, Sarcocystidae. Bases 11 to 550 code for a protein of 179 amino acids. The record is from RefSeq and is a predicted model, not a curated record. Gene Ontology annotation, cellular component: membrane. The transcript has a single exon.